This is a messenger RNA of Trichosporon asahii var. asahii CBS 2479, 3981 nucleotides long. RefSeq names its product actin cross-linking. The record is from RefSeq and is a predicted model, not a curated record. NCBI's taxonomy places the organism in Eukaryota, Fungi, Basidiomycota, Tremellomycetes, Trichosporonales, Trichosporonaceae. Bases 1 to 3981 code for a protein of 1326 amino acids. The transcript has 2 exons. Gene Ontology annotation, molecular function: protein binding.
AUGCGGCAGCAGUUCGGAGCGACUAAAUUCCGCAACGCUGUUCCUGCAGUUCCGGCGCGAGACCACUGGUACCGCACCCACUUGCCUAGCGCCAGUGACGCACCCCAGAACACAGUCGCCUACAGCUCUGUGGUCAAGACCAACCGCGAGCAUGUCGUGACUGUAACUCCGUCGGGUGAUGUUAGCAUCAGGAGGUACGAUGCCGUCGGCGACAAGGAAGGGGAGGCAUGGCAGGGCAAGCUUGGAUCUGUCGCCGACUGGGACCUAUCUCGCCUCGAAGGAGGAGAUAUGGUCGUUGCUGGCGCGGAUGGGACCGCUCCGGAACAGCAGGCGAGCUUCAAAGCGCCAGCUCGUGUGACCUCGAUCGCGCUGCACCCGACGACCCGUGGUAUUGCGCUCGCGUGCUCGACCGUUGUCGAAGUCUACGAUCUUCACGCCGGGGAGGCGGUGAUUAAGCUGAACGUCCCGGACAACCAGCCCCUUUGGUCAGCGGCGUGGAAGAGCGACGGACGACUCAUCGCAGAUGUCACCAAGAAGGGGCAGAUGUACGUCUGGGACCCUCGCGCCAGUGCCGACCCGAUCACGAAGCGCGACCUCGCCACGGUGCUCCAGGCGCUGAAGCCGGUGCGCGUUGCUUGGGCGGGCGACGAUGUGUUUGUGACAUCGUUCUCCCGCACACGGGCUAGGCAGUACUCGCUCUUCAAGCCCGACCUCAGCACGAUCUUCACCGCCAGCGUGGACAACAGUCAGGGUCCACUCUCGCCCCUGGUGGACGAGGAAAGGCGCAUCGUUUAUCUCGUUGGAAGAGGCGACAUGACACUUCGCCAGAUCGAACUUUCCGGACCCCAAGGAUAUCAGGAGGUUACGCACCCUCUGCAAUACGCCGUGUGCUCGGGCUCGCUCGCUGCCGCGCACUGGUCUACGCUGCCGGUGAUGGAAGCCCGUGUCGCCAGCAUUCUUCUUCCCGUCGUGGACAAGGAUGGAGAGACACUCAUGCCAGUCCACAUCAAUGUGCCCCGCCGCCAGCUCAUCGACUACCAUGCCGAUCUGUACCCUGACGUUGUUGGCGGUGUACCGGAACAGGAGGCAAAGGCGUGGUUCGACGGAGGCGAUAACAAGCCCCUGCCCGUGUCCCUUGACCCCACGAGGCGGGGAGAAUGGGAGAAGAGCGUGGCAUCGUACGCGCCUGCUCCGCGGACAUCGACUACAAAGUCGAAUGUUCAGGCGCCGCAAGAGCCGUUGCCGAACAUGGCUAAGCCGGACCCGAAGUCUGAGGCCAGGGCCGUUUCGCCGGAACCGUCACCAGAGCCCGAGAAGAAGGCUGCGGCUGCUCCCGCUCCUGCCUCUGCUACCGCCACUCCUGCUUCGACUAAGCCAGCUGCACAGGCUUCCUCGAGUGCCUCGGCUGCGUCGAAUGACCUCCCGAAGCCCCAGGACGGCGAAGACUACGCAUCGACAUCGUACAAGGUUCGCAACGUGUGCGAGCGACUGGAGCAGUUCCGCAAGGAACACGUCAAGGAUCACAAGAGUCCUCUGAUGGUUGGUUUGCAGGGUCCUCAGGGCUGCGGCAAGACGACGCUCUGCGAUGCACUCCUCCAGCACCUCCGGGACAAGGGACUCAAGGUCGCCGUUUUGUCGCUGGAUGAUCUGUACCGCACACACGACGGGCUGAAGAAGGUCGCCGAGGAUCACCCUAACAACCCUCUCCUUGCUGGUCGUGGACCACCCGGCACGCACGACAUGGAGCUGGCGGCUGACGUCUUGAACAAAAUCGUCCACAUCAACGACAACAAUGGACACGUCGACUUGCCCGUCUUUGACAAGAGCCUGUGUGGCGGCGAGGGCGACCGAAGCGUAAAGACAGUUCCCGUUGAUGGGCCGCUGGACGUCUUCGUGCUCGAGGGGUGGUCGAUGGGCUUCGGGCCUUUGACACCGUCGGCGCUGAAGGAGCGUUACGAGAAGAAGGAUGGCAAGUACUUCCCGCAACACUCCCUCGAGUCCCUGACGGACCUAAACGAGAGCCUGGUUCAGGUGUCGCAGAAGAUGUACCCGCCAUUCACCGCGCUGGUGCAGGUGGAGCCGACGAGCUACGACUACGUCUUCGACUGGCGCCUGCAGCAAGAGCACAACAUGAAGGCGGCCAACGGAGGCAAGGGCAUGACCGAUGAGCAGGUGCACAAGUUUGUCGAGCGAUACAUGCCUGAGUACGAGGUGUGGGGCGAGACGGUGCUGGCCAAGGACGCACCGUGGGCUGGUCACGUCAUUCGCAUGAAGUAUGGCAAGGACCGCGAGGUCCUCAAGUUCGAGACGCCCAAGAGUGACAAACCAAACAUGUUUGGCAUGUCCGAGCCCGCCGGAGCUCCGGCAUCGAAGGCGAAGAAUGAGACUAAGCCUACGAAUGCCGCGUCUGAAACCAAGACAACGCAGAGGAAUCCAGCGGCCCACACGUUCCACCCACAGAAGCUGCCUGGUCUCGAGGAGGCGCCUGAGUCCCGGACCAUGCCGGGCGAGACGCCGUCGAAGGUCAUUCCCGGAACUCGUGAGUCGACUCUCGCUGGAGUAGUUCCGGAGGAGAAGCCGAAGACACAGGACAGGCCACGCUACAACCCCACCUGGUCUCGCAAGUUCAUGGGUGCGCGCUCGCCACUGAACCCGACGUACUACGAGAUCCCUCCAGUGGCGACGCUGCACCAGGACUCGUGCGUUCUGCACAUCACGAACCGUCUUGCCUUGUUCCCGAUCCAGGGUCCCGGCGGGCGGGUCUGCGUGCACCCUCUCGCUCAGAAGGGUCGCAUGCCGGACGGUGGCAAGGGCUUCCUGUCCGGCGGCGCCGGUUUGACUGACUUUGCUGCCUUUGCUGGUGAAGAGCAGGACACUGUCGUGCUUGCUGGGGACGAUGGUGCGCUCCGUGUCUGGCGCGUGGGUAAGGAGGGUAUUGAAGGUCCCGGCCCCGAGCCUGAGCAGACUAUCAAGGCGGGCAUGGACAAGAUCGCACACGUCGCAUUCCACCCGACGGCUUGGAAUCUCGUUGUCGUGGCCAGCAAUGAUCUGAAGUCGCCUGCGCUGCACUUCUUCGACAUCUCUGAGGGUCAGCACCAGCUGCACGUCCCGCUCGACGUCGGUCAGAUCUUCACGUUUGCCAUUUCGCACAAUGGCUCAAAGGUGGCGCUUUCGUGCAAGAACUCGCAGAUUGUUGUGCUCGACCCGCGCCAGCCGGAGAAGAUGGUGAAGGGCAAAGCGCACGACUCGCCGCGCUCGUUCCAGCUCGCGUGGAUUGACGACACGCAUCUCGUGUCUGUCGGCUUCAACCGCGGCUCCAUGCGCAAGAUCAACCUGUACGAGGUCACCGACAAUGAGGUCAAGACUCUCGCCUCGUCCACGAUCGAUGUAUCCCCCUCUGUGCUCUUCCCAUCCUACGACCCCGACACCAACAUCCUCUACGUAUGGGGCAAGGGCGAGCGUGCGAUUCAGGCGUUCGAGAUCCAGCCCGGGGCGAACGAGCCGAUUGCCAAGCUCCCUGCGUUUACCGGCUCUGCGCCUCAACUCGCCGUCGCAUUCUUCCCGAAGACGGCUUGUGACGUGCGCAAGGUUGAGGUCAGCCGCGCGCUCCGCCUCACGGCGAAGACGCUCGAGGAUGUCACGUUCACCAUUCCUCGCAAUAAGCCCCAGUUCUUCCAGGACGACAUCUACGUUGAUACCCUUGACCCGACGCCCGUGACGCUCGCGGAGCAAUGGAUCAACGGCGACGACACCCCGCCGAAGAAGCUCAGCCUCCGCCCCGAAGGCAUGGAGAUCCUCAGCGAGGCGCCUGCACCAACUGUCGUCAAGAAGAAGUUUGUCCCUGCCGCCCAGGUCAUGAGUGAGGAGGAGAAGAGGCAGAAGGAGAUGGACGCGCUGUUCGCACGCGCGCAGGCGGAUGUGAGCGACUCCGAGUCAGAGCCGGAAGUAAAGGGUCUCCCUCCGCCUGACGACGACUGGUAG